Molecule: messenger RNA, 2643 nt
Organism: Aspergillus homomorphus CBS 101889
Lineage: Eukaryota; Fungi; Ascomycota; Eurotiomycetes; Eurotiales; Aspergillaceae
Exons: 10
Coding region: 96-2195 (699 amino acids)
Molecular function (GO): zinc ion binding
Source: RefSeq, a predicted model, not a curated record
CUUGAAUACCUCCAUCCAAGCUGCCUUGGGAUAUCAACUAUAAUCUUCACGCCCGUUCGACUCUGUCUGCAAAAAACUCAUCUUUGGAAUACAUCAUGGACACCACUCAGCCCAGGAGCUCCGGCACCGCCAGUUCGGGCCCUCCCCAGAGACCCAUUUCCAAAGCAGAAGCGUCCAAUCCCAGAGAGUUCCAGCUCAAUCAGCUCCGGCGACGCUUUCGCCCAAAGGAAACCGGCGAUGAAACAGGAACGACGGCGACUUUUGGCUUAUCGCCAUCCGAUCCUGACUUUCCCUUUGAGAUGGACAAACUACAAUGCAUUCUACAUGUCCCGCAAUCUUACCCCACUCAAGGACGUCCGACCCUCAGGGUCACAAAUGCCGAAAUGGGAAGCGCAUUCCAGGAGAAUGUUGCCAGAGGGUUCGACGACAUCGUUGACAGCACCAUCCGAAGCGGCAGUCGUGGGACUCUGCUUAGCUACAUGAACAGCCUAGACCGACAUCUCGAGCGUCUACUGACUACCUUGGAACGGGGCCCUACGCUCAAGUUUGUGCCUAACACGUCGGCUAGCAAACCACCACAAGCAGGAGAUCAGAAGCUGACACGAGGUAUGGCGUCGCUAGCUGUAUCUUCGUCAACAUCGCAGCCUCGAGCCCCAGGGCUGCCGACUCCAAAGCCCGCUCCGGCUCCGACUUACAGCGCGGAAGAGAAGGCUCAAGCGGAGAAGCGGAGAGCAGUCGAGACGAAACAGCUGGAAGCUCGCCUCGGGAGACUGUCCUCAUUUCAGAAGCUCAACGACGGUCUCGCUUUUCUCAUUCCUAUUCAGCCGGCCAAGGCUGAUCGGCUACCUGUCUCCCUUCGGUCUGUGAAAGCCGUUAAGCUGCAGGUGCCUCCUUUGUACCCGCUCGAGCCAAGCGCCAUUGAGCUGAACAGUAUUGAAGGCCCGGAAGCUCGGGCUGUUGAAGCUGGCUUCUCCAAGUGGGUUCAAGAGAAUCUCAAUCUGAACCUUAUGUCGCAGGUCAACUACCUCACGAGCAACAUGCUCAACUUUUCCAAGACACCAGUGGAAAACUCUUCUAUUCAAACUGCAGUACCCGAGGUUACUGAAUCUAGUCCAUUAGAAGAAGCUGCGACAAGGCCACCAGCCCCGGAAUCUAUAGCAACGGACAAACCACACGUUCAUGUUGUGCCUCGACCUCCUGAGUGGAACGUGGGCGGUGACAGCAGUGCUUCUGAGGAAACGGAUUUCACAGAGUCUGACGAGGAACCUACGGAGGAUGACGAAGAUGGGGGUGCUCCUGUUCCCGACCUUCCCGAGCCUACCAACGUCGAACGCGGUGUUGCCCUUUCAUUUCCUUUCUUGGAACUCUACGGAAUCGAGCUCUUGGAACUCGUUGGGCUUUACAUCACGGUGAAAUGCGAUCGGUGCAAGGAACCAGUCGACGUGAGAAACAUCCCCCAAGUGAAGGACAAGAAUGAUGAGCUCUCUCUUAAAGUGGAGACAUGCAAGAAAUGCACAAACACGAUGAGCAUGGGAUUCCGCCGACAAUUGAUGCAUCCCACCGCCACUCGAGCUGGCUAUCUGGACCUGGAUGGGUGUACGGUAGUUGAUCUUCUUCCCAGUAGCUUCAUUCCGACUUGCGCAGAAUGCUCAGCGCCGUUUCCUAACCCUGGAGUUGUGGCUGUCCGUGGCGAAAGCGCAAUGGCCAAUUGCCGUCAAUGCCACCGCAAAAUGGUUUUCAAGAUUCCGGAGGUGAAGUUCCUGAAAGUUGGAUCUGCUGCAUUCUCUUCUCGUGAUCGCCCUCCUCCCCGCAAGAAGCCCAAGGAAGUCCUCGGAAUCGUCGCGGGCCAAGAACUCCCCCGUCGCGGCCGUUGUUCACACUACGGCAAAAGCUAUCGCUGGUUCAGAUUCAGCUGUUGCGCAAAGGUUUUCCCUUGCGACAAAUGUCACGACGCAGCCACCGACCACCCGAACGAACACGCAAACCGCAUGAUCUGCGGCUUCUGCUCCCGUGAACAAAUCUACCGUCCCGAAAAUUGCGGGAUCUGCCGUGCCGUCCUGAUCGGUAAGGCCGGCAGUGGCUUCUGGGAAGGCGGCAAAGGCACCCGGAACAAAGCCUUGAUGAGUCGCAAAGAUCCACGCAAGUAUAAGCGCCGUGGUGGGACGACGCCCGGUGGUUCAUCGAAGAAGACUUAGAGGAUCAAGCUUUCGAUCGUGAAGCCUAUGAAUCAGGUCUACAGAGGCAGAAGGAGUAAGAUUCUGUAAUGAGAUGGGCAUGCAUAAGCUAUGCGCUUCAUUGAGCGGUUGCGCGCUUGCUUCCAAUCUGAUUUGGAGGAACUGCUGCAUAUGAUGCGGAAGCAUCUUUCUAUCGUUUAACCCCCCUCCUUUACGCUGUGGAGAAAGGGAAUGAAUGGAUUUACGACGACGCGUUGUGCGAGGGAAUAUUCCCUUACGGUUGAGACAUGUCUGAUUGUCCAGUUGCCAAUUGGCUGCAGCCGGGAGCUUCAUGGAAGGUUGUGCUCAUUCGGCAAUAGGCACAACCAACCAUAGCUGCCCAACAAGGUCUGUAACCUAGGAUUUUGGAACAUGCAUAUGUGGAGUUGUGUCAUGGAGAUGGGCAUUUGACGAAUGUCAGGCCUGUUUA